CGCCGCUUCACUCACUUGUCCAUCCAUAAGCAGGAGACAAUGAGAGAUGCUCCUGAACUUCCAAGAUAUUUGCCGCGGCAGAUUCCUCAUUUUCUACAAGACGUCGUCUUCCAUGGAAAGUUUGACCUACUGAAGGCUUUAACACCAACGGAAAACAGCCACGGUCUGUGUGGCCUCUACUUUCAAGAUGGACUGCGGCAUGUGGACUAUGUCCUCACCUAUGCUGUAAAAAAGUCCUCUGGGGGACGUUCCAUUCGACAGACAACACAUUUGUUCACUGAAAAUGUUGUUGCCCGCAGCCUGCGACGUAGCCAUCAUCCUCAGAAACCUGUUGAAAAAAACUCAUUACCUUCAUCAAUGCCAGCACUCUCCCGUGCGGAGGUACACUGCCCAGGAGAGACCUUCAGUGCCCAGGAGGAUCAGAAGGCUAUCAGGAGGGAAGAGUUUGAGGGCAAACUCAGAGAUAUGGGCCUUCAGCUGGAGAUUGACGAGGAUACCAAAAUUCCAGGAGUGGGCUUUGUCAAAAUCCAUGCUCCGUGGAAUGUUCUCUGUCGGGAAGCAGAGUUCAUGAAGCUAAAGAUGCCCACCAAAAGGGUAUAUGAAGUUAAGAAGUCAAGCGGCGUUAUAGAAAAGAUCAGCUUACUCGUCAGUAAAGUUGUUGAGCCUCUUCAUCCUCAUGUUGAUGGAACCCAACCAAAGAACAUCAAACACCUGUCACACACGUUCUCCAGAGAGAAGCAACACCUGUUUGACGUUUCAGACAAGGAUUCCUUCUUUGACAGUAAAACCAGGAGUUCAAUAGUAUAUGAAAUACUAAAAAGGACUAAAUGCAAGGCCAAGUACAGUAUGGGUGUGACGAGUCUCCUCUGUAGUGGUGUGUACACAGCUGCUUACCCACUUCAUGAUGGAGAUGUUGACGAAGAUAGUGCAGAGCCUAACGACAGAAAACUUUUGUAUGAGGAGUGGGCAAAUUAUGGCGUCUUCUACAAGUACCAGCCCAUCGGACUUGUGCGGAAGUACUUUGGUGAGAAGAUUGGACUGUACUUUGCCUGGCUGGGACUGUAUACUCAGAUGCUGAUUCCUGCUUCCAUGGUGGGAGUCAUUGUGUUCCUGUAUGGCUAUGCAACAGUGGACGACAAUACACCAAGCAUGGAGAUCUGCAACCCAGAGAAGAACAUCACCAUGUGCCCGAUGUGUGAUAAAGUCUGCAGCUACUGGAAACUUAGUUCAGCUUGUGGAACUGCAAGAGCCAGUCACUUGUUUGACAACCCAGCUACGGUUUUCUUUUCUAUAUUCAUGGCUCUUUGGGCUGCCAUGUUCAUGGAACAUUGGAAGAGGAGACAAAUGAGAUUGAAUUAUGAAUGGGACCUGACCGGGUUUGAAGACGAGGAGGAAGCACUCAAGGACCAUCCAAGAGCUGAAUAUGAAUUCCAAGUCAUGCAGAAGUCUCUGAGCAGACAUCACAAAACACAAUACAAGAUGGAAAAACUUACAUGUCAAGAUCGCCUCCCUGCCUACAUGACAAAUCUGGUCACGAUGUUGUUAAUGAUCGGUGUAACAUUUGCCAUUGUGUUUGGUGUCAUUCUCUACCGGAUCUCCACAAAAGCUGCUCUACAUAUGAGCUCCAAUCCAAUCACACGAAACCAUGUACAACUUACUGUCAAAACCACAGCAGCCAUAAUCAACCUUGUGGUCAUCCUCAUACUGGACGAGGUGUAUGGUGCUGUAGCCCGAUGGCUCACUGUUUUAGAGGUUCCAAAAACGGACAAGAAUUUUGAGGAGAGACUAAUCUUUAAAACAUUCAUUCUGAAGUUUGUUAAUGCUUUCACACCAAUCAUCUACAUUGCUUUCUUCAGGGGAAGACUGGUUGGCCGACCAGGCAACUACUUGUAUGUGUUUGAAUCUUACCGAAUGGAAGAGUGUACUCAUGGAGGCUGCCUGAUGGAGUUGUGUAUCCAGUUGAGUAUAACCAUGCUGGGAAAGCAGUUAAUUCAAAACAACCUUUUUGAGAUUGGAAUACCCAAGCUAAAGAAGUUUAUUCGCUACAUCCAGUCAAAGCAAGGAACUUCCCAAGAGGAAGAAAGACAGAAGAAAUUGAGGAGAUAUGAAGCUGACCACUUUCUGGAGCCAUUUGCAGGGCUAACACCGGAAUAUAUGGAAAUGAUUAUCCAGUUUGGUUUUGUCACUUUAUUUGUGGCAUCCUUCCCCUUGGCUCCAUUAUUCGCUUUGCUCAACAACAUCAUUGAAAUACGACUUGAUGCCAAGAAAUUUGUGACCGAGUUGCGGAGGCCAGUGACAGCAAGAGCCAAAGAUAUCGGUAUAUGGUACAACAUCCUAAGAGGGGUUGCCAAAGUGGCUGUCAUUAUCAAUGCCUUUGUCAUCUCCUUCACCUCAGACUUCAUCCCUCGGAUGGUCUACCAGUACAUGUACAGCCCUGACGGCACUAUGCAUGGAUUUGUCAACCAUACUCUCUCAUAUUUUAAUGUCAGCCACUUCCAGGAUGGGAAAGAGCCCAUGGAUCAAAUGCAACUUGGCUUUGCAGUUGAGAUAUGCAGGUACAAGGACUACAGAGAACCACCUUGGUCAUCAUCGCCGUAUGAGAUUUCAAAGGAAUUUUGGGUGGUACUGGCUAUUCGGCUUUCUUUUGUUAUUAUUUUCCAGAAUGUUGUUAUGCUGAUGAACGACCUUGUGGACUGGCUCAUCCCAGACAUCCCCAAAGACAUCAGCCUGCAGAUCCACAAGGAGAAGAUUUUAUUGGUGGAGCUCUUCAUGAAGGAAGAGCAGGUGAAGAGCAUUAGUUUGGAGAACACUGCCUCGACAUGGAACAAGGGCAGCAGGAAUAACAACACAACAACACCUUAAAUAUAAUAAUCUCAUCAACUUUUUAGUAGUGAAACUCAUGACUUGCCUAGAAGCUAUCCUUCAUCUUUCAAAACAUUCCGACAAUUGAGGAGGAAGCUAGCAGAUGUGUGCUAAUAGUAAUGUCGUAUUUACCUGUCAUUUAAUUCAUUUUGCAUUUGUA
Nerophis lumbriciformis (worm pipefish) is the source of this 3022-nucleotide messenger RNA. Its product is annotated as anoctamin-1-like. The record is from RefSeq and is a predicted model, not a curated record. Gene Ontology annotation, biological process: chloride transmembrane transport. Gene Ontology annotation, molecular function: protein dimerization activity; intracellularly calcium-gated chloride channel activity. Gene Ontology annotation, cellular component: plasma membrane. NCBI's taxonomy places the organism in Eukaryota, Metazoa, Chordata, Actinopteri, Syngnathiformes, Syngnathidae.